Molecule: messenger RNA, 2890 nt
Organism: Cottoperca gobio
Lineage: Eukaryota; Metazoa; Chordata; Actinopteri; Perciformes; Bovichtidae
Product: afadin- and alpha-actinin-binding protein-like
Exons: 14
Coding region: 195-1937 (580 amino acids)
Biological process (GO): intraciliary transport involved in cilium assembly
Cellular component (GO): centriolar satellite; ciliary basal body
Source: RefSeq, a predicted model, not a curated record
UGGGGUGUCAUUCAGACCGACAUGGCUUCAGGAGCUGCUGUAUCUUAAAGCAAGGAGCAGUUAGGAAAUACAUUUUAAACCGAACCGGUAAGACCACUGACUGCGUAGGUGGAUCUUGUGCCGAGCUUUGUGUGUCCUGCACAUGUAGUAGACUAUCCAGACGCGCAGCCUGAAGGCUGCACUGCACUGCAACAAUGCCAGAGUCCUCCCUGGUCAAGGACAUCGGCAACAGCUCAGUUGAAUGUAGUCCAUCUCCCUUGAGACUUGUUAGCCAAUCAUCGCUGCACAGAAACUACAUGCUCAGUGCCUUCUGCACAGAGCACAACGUGCAGAAAUGUCUCUCACACAUCAAUCAGGAGGUGUCAUCUCUUGGCCUCCCACCAGUUUGGACCGAGUUGAGCGGUAGCUCAGAGAUGAAUGUUGUGGCUGUGCUAAAUUGCAUGUAUGACCUGAUUCAGCUGCACCACAGGGGCCUCCGGACCCUAGAAAACAUGGAAGUGGAGCAUCUUAAGUCCAGCAGCAAUGUGGACUUCCUGCAGCUCACCGGCACCCAAUUAAAAGAGCAGCUUGAACUGUCCAAAAGAGAAAACACGGGACUCCUUGAGAGAGAACGACAGCUGCAGCUGAAAGUGAAGAGUUUGCAAAACUACCUGAAAAAUGAAAAAGAAGAGAUGCAGAAACUUCAGAACAUAAUUGCAAGCCGAGCCAGCCAGUACAACCAUGAGAUGAAAAGGAAGGAAAGAGAAUUCAACAAACUGAAAGAGCGCUUGAAUCAACUUCUGGUUGACAAAAAGGAGAAGAAACAAGCCAUUGAUGUAUUAAACAGCAUUGGAAGAGCUGAUGGGAAGAGAAGCCUUUGGAAAACUGAAAAGACAGAAGCAAAGCAUGAGGGGGAGAUGUACAAGACUCUGCUGAGCGACUAUGACACCCGACAAAGGGAGUUGCUGCUGGAAAAUGCAGAGUUGAAGAAAGUGUUGCAGCAGAUGAAAAAAGACAUGGAGUCCAUUCUGAGUUCAAGGAAAACAGCGCUGAAAGACAACAAACAUCAAGAUGAUGGCAUACAGGCUGUCUCAGAGGAGGAAGAGGAAGUGCUUGAUUCCAGUAAAGAAAGUUUUGAGCUGUAUUGCGUUCACGCCCGGGAGGAGCUGACUAACAGUAUUCGUCUCCAGUGGAGAAGACUUAAGAGCCAUGUUGAAAGAUUGGACAGCCAAGCGUCUUUAACUCAGAUGGGCGAGAGCAAAAACACUGAUGCUGUUUCCCGGGAGACUCAUGAGGAGGAGAUGGACAGACUGAAGCUGGAGAUCCAGCAGUGCAAAGACUUCAUUCAAACACAACAGCAGCUUCUGCAGCAGCAGCUGAGCUCUCCGUGUGAUGAGGAGACUGCGUCCCUGCUGAGUGACUGCUACAUGCUGCAGGAGAAAGAGCGGUUCAGAGAGGAGUGGAAGACCCUCGAGGAACAGAGGAAAGUCUUUGAGAGGGAGAGGAGAAACUGCACUGAAGCAGCUAUUAGACUUAGCCAUGAGAGGAAGGCCUUCGAGGACGAUCGAGCAAUGUGGCUCAAACACCAGUUUUUAAACUUGAGUCCAUUCGCUGAGUCAAAGAAACCCCAGUUGUCAAAAUCUAAAAGUGCCUUUUUAAUAUCUAAAACAGAGGGGACUGCAGUGUCGGCUCCAGAAAAGCUGAUCAAAUGCGGGUCUGGCACAACCUCCCCUGUACCCAGAUGUGUCCCACUCACGUCCCCACCAACAGACGACAUGUAUCGCACACUUUGCCUUAUCCCGGAAAACAGAUCAACCAAACCAAAGAGAAAGGUUGAACAUGUUAAAGAAUCAAGCGUCUUUUUUAAUGGAAAUGUUCCAGUUCAGCGUAAACAGUGGAACGACAGUGAAGACCACAGCAGCCACACACUCACAAAGGAAAAGACCAGCUCUAUAUAAAGCCAAAAACUUUCAGAAUUCUUGUUUGUGUCUAUUGAUUAUGGUUGAUUUGUGGUAUUUCAGAAACACACCUGAAUUGUGAAUGUCAAACACUCGACUGGGAAAUGUUUAAAUAGCUGUGAACACUCGAAGCCAAACAAGAGUUCUGGUUAGCUGCUGGUUUUCUGAGGGAAAAUGUAAUUGUUUCUUUUUUUACUAUCUUACUGUUUUGUUUUUAAAAUGUCAUAACUGUAUUUAUUUAUUAAUUGGCUGUCAUAUCUUAUAUGUAGGAUCUUAGUCCAAGGAUAGUAUUCUUUCACAAAAGAUAAAGUGAUGCUUGGCCCUCGUUAAUGGUCGCUGUUGUUCUUGUCUAAAUGUUUCUGUUCAUAUCACAACUUUUCAACUUCUGUCAUCAUGUUAAACUUGUCGACUGGCACGAUGUUUUAGAAUGUAGAUUUGUGCUGCUGUUUCACUGAAUGCAAUAAGAAACUGGUUAAAAUAUGAAGUAUUUUUCUAUAUUUUGAUAUAGAAAUGUGGUUGACAACAUUGUUUUCUAGUAAAUGUUACAGAUAUAGUAGUGGCAGGUAUUUACUGACAGGGUUACUUAAGGCUUUAAAAAAUUAGAUAAAUGACAUAGUCAUCAGACCACUCUGAUGACUAUAUGAAUGUAAAUCCUUCUCACCAUUUUCUUUUCAAUUUGUGUUUAUUUUAGUAGCUUUAUAUUGACAGAUGAAAACAAUUCUUACAAUAUGAAUGUGACAUGAUUUAUUCUAGACAAUCUUAUAUUCUUGAAACAUUAUACAAUGUUCAAACACAAGUUUCUUGUCUUUCUUGGAAUGUGCAGAGGAGUAGUAUGACAGAACAAGGUUAAAUCACCGUUAUAAGUUCAGCAGGGCAGACAGUCAUCUCAACACAGUGUUUUGAAAUCAUGGUACCAUAGACCAAGGAAGACGAUCUCACGCAGAACUGGGUUC